AUGAUCAGAGAAUCGAAGCGUCCAGUUGUGGCUGCCAAGCUGGGAUUCGACAAUCAGAUAUCUGAAGAACCGGUGGACAACAAAAUCUGGGUUCUGGCUAAGGGGAACAUUCAAAUCCAAAUAAUCCGGGCAGCUAGGCAAUACAUUAUUCUCAGGGUAUCUGAGGAAAGUCUCACUCACCCUCUAUUCAUUUUGGCUGUGUAUGCUAGUUGCUUCAAAGAUCUUCGAAUGGCUUUGUGGGAUGAGCUAAGAAACACUUCAUGCUCCAUGGUGGGCCCAUGGGUAGUCUGUGGACACUUCAACACCACUACCAGCCCUGACGAGAGGCUAGGCGGCCCGCUGCAGAUGACAACAGUUAUGACAGGCUUUCAUGAGGCUAUCAGUGAUUCAGGGCUGCUGGACGCGGGAUUCUUAAGAACUCCCUACACGUGGUGUAACAAUAGAGUAGGGAGAAGUAGGAGAUGGGUGAGACUUGACAGGAUUCUGAUCAAUCCUGAAUGGAUGCGAAAUUUUUCGAGCUGUAAAGUCGAUCAACUAACAAGAGCAUACUCUAAGCACUCCCCAAUCCUUCUCACCUUUCAAGUUCAACCAACACCAUUUCCCCGCCCAUUCAGAUUUCAGCGUAUAUGGACAACUCAUGACAAUUUCUUCUCAACAAUUAAGGCUUCUUGGAAUGAUGAAAUCACCACAACUCAUAUGCUCAAGUUCGUUCUCAAGAUGAAAAAGCUGAAGACUGUGCUGAAAUCUUGGAACAAAGAGGUCUUCAGAGAUGUCAAUAAAAAUGUCCAAGACGCCGAGAAAGAAGUUCUCAAGGCUGAAUUUACCCUGCUCAACUCGCAAACAGAAGAGGAUACCCUCAAGCUCAACCAAGCCCAUGCCAACCUGAAAAUGGCCUAUCUCCAAGAGGAAAUUUUCUGGAAAUAA
Molecule: messenger RNA, 924 nt
Organism: Magnolia sinica
Lineage: Eukaryota; Viridiplantae; Streptophyta; Magnoliopsida; Magnoliales; Magnoliaceae
Exons: 1
Coding region: 1-924 (307 amino acids)
Source: RefSeq, a predicted model, not a curated record